Olea europaea var. sylvestris is the source of this 641-nucleotide messenger RNA. RefSeq names its product glutathione gamma-glutamylcysteinyltransferase 1-like. Bases 36 to 641 code for a protein of 201 amino acids. The transcript has 2 exons. Gene Ontology annotation, biological process: cellular detoxification of cadmium ion; response to metal ion; detoxification of copper ion. Gene Ontology annotation, molecular function: metal ion binding; glutathione gamma-glutamylcysteinyltransferase activity. NCBI's taxonomy places the organism in Eukaryota, Viridiplantae, Streptophyta, Magnoliopsida, Lamiales, Oleaceae. The record is from RefSeq and is a predicted model, not a curated record.
AACAUGAGAGUUGGGUUAGUACUGCAAAGUACUUGAUGGAUGAUCUUCCAGUGCUGUUAAGUUCAAAUGAUGUGAAGGAUGUAAAACAUGUCAUCUCUACUAUUUUCAAGUCUCUCCCAUUAGAUUUUGCAGAGUUCAUUAAGUGGGUGGCGAAGGUUCGCAGACAAGAGGAAGGUGGUCAAGGUGUUAGCCAAGAAGAGAAAGAAAGGGUGGCUAUCAAGGAGGAGGUGUUGAAACAAGUAGAAGAGACUGGACUUUACAAGCAUGUAACUAAUAUUUUAUCUUCAGAAAAGUCUUCCUGCCAAAUCAAACAGACUAUUGGUCUCAGAGAUAGUUUACCUAACAUUGCAGCAAGUGUUUGCUGUCAAGGGGCUGGGAUUUUGAUAGGGAAAUUGGGCUUGGCAGAUAGGUUUUGCUGUCGGGAGAUAGGUGUGAGAUGCUACAUGGCUAAUGGCGACAAGCCUGUUACAGCAGUUUCUGGGAUUGUGGUCAACAGCAAUGGAGAGCAAGGAGUUGAUAUUGUCGUUCCUUUAUCUCAAAAAGAGCCUAACUGCUGCAGUGUUGGCUCCUGUGGUUACUCCAUAGUACACCCUGCAAGCAACAAUAUUUUGACAGCACUUUUGCUGGCAUUGCCACCAUAA